Arachis stenosperma is the source of this 2127-nucleotide messenger RNA. RefSeq lists its product as uncharacterized. NCBI's taxonomy places the organism in Eukaryota, Viridiplantae, Streptophyta, Magnoliopsida, Fabales, Fabaceae. The transcript has 3 exons. The record is from RefSeq and is a predicted model, not a curated record. The coding region runs from base 1 to 2127 and encodes 708 amino acids.
AUGUCAACUCGCGGACGCGGUCGCGGGCGAGGUAGAGGUAGGACAGGCACCGUUACUCCUGCCCCCAUAGGGACUGAUCCAGUAGACUUUAUAGCUGCCCUGGGAAAUAUGGCUGCAGCUAUGCAGGCGACAGCUGAGACACUGGGUAAUCAGAUAAAUCAGGGCUAUCAUGGAAAUAAUAAUGAUGAGGAUGGUCCUAUGACACUUGCUACAUUUCUAAAAGUUCAUCCUCCAACCUUUAGGGGAACCUCAAAUCCCACUGAUGCAGAUAAUUGGAUUCAGGCUAUGGAAAGGGCAUUACAGGCACAACAGGUUCCUGAAGAGCAAUGGGUUGAAUUUGGAACUUAUCAGUUGCAAGGUGAAGCUCAAUAUUGGUGGCAGGGAACACGACGUAUCCUGCAGCCUGAUGGUGCUGCGAUUCCUUGGGAGGUUUUUCGGACAGAGUUCUAUAAGAAAUACUUUCCUAAUUCAGCCAGAAAUGCCAAGGAACUUGAAUUAAUGCAGUUAAAGCAGGGACAAAUGACUAUUGCUGAGUAUACCAGUAAAUUUGAGGAGUUAUGUCGCUUUUCUCGUAUCUGUCAAGGUGCGCCUGAAGAUUUUGCUGAAUGGAAGUGUAUUAAAUAUGAAGGAGGUCUUCGGAGUGAUAUUCUGAGCUUCGUUGCCCCAAUGGAGAUCAGGGUGUUUUCUGAAUUGGUGAAUAAGAGUAGGGUGGCUGAGGAUUGUGUGAGGAAGGCGGCAGCAGAGAAAGGAAGUUUGAGGGUGCCUUUUCAGAGACCUUCAGGAAGGAACUUUGCUCCGAGAGGGAAGAAGAUUUGGGAAGCAGCCACAGCAGGAUCUGAAUUGUCAGAGGUGCGGAAACCUGGGCAUAUAGCCAGUAAUUGCCCAGAGAAGAAGAAGUAUGAGACUGGUAGGGUGCAGCAGCCGGGGAGAGUAUACACCACUUCUACCGUAGGUGCUGAGGGAUCUGAGACACUGAUUAGAGGUAAUUGUGAAAUGGCUGGUAAAAUCUUAAAUGCUUUAUUUGAUUCAGGAGCAAGUCAUUCAUUUAUUGCAUUUGAAAAGGCCCAUGAAUUAGGAUUGAGAAUGGUGGUUUUAGGUUAUGAUUUAAAAGUAUAUAAUGCUACUCAUGAAGCUACGGUGACUAGGAUAGGAUGUCCACAAGUUCCUUUUCGAGUACAACAGCGUGAAUUUGUGCAUGAUUUGAUUUGUUUGCCUAUGACUGGUCUUGAUCUCAUUUUGGGAUUGGAUUGGUUAUCCAAAAAUCAUGUUUUGCUUGAUUGUUCUGAGAAGUCAGUACAGUUUAUGCCGGAAGGGUCAGAAGCACCGGUUGUGGUGAAUAGUUACUAUUUAAAUUCUAUGAUAGUAACCUGUUCUGGAACUGAAUGUCAGGGUAUUAUGUUAUUAACUGCGGGAGUAUCAGGUGAUGAUCAGAGUUUAGAGCAGAUUCCGGUUGUAUGUGAAUUUCCAGAUGUGUUUCCGGAUGAUAUUAAUGAAUUCCCACCUAACCGAGAGGUUGAAUUUGCAAUCGAGUUGGUACCUGGAUCCGGUCCAAUUUCGAUUACUCCUUAUAGGAUGUCACCUUUAGAAAUGGCGGAAUUGAAAGCUCAGCUGGAAGAUUUAUUGGGUAAGCAUUUCAUCCGACCAAGUGUUUCUCCGUGGGGAGCACCAAUGUUACUAGUAAAGAAGAAGGAUGGGAGUAUGCGUUUGUGUGUCGACUAUCGGCAGUUGAAUAAGAUCACUGUGAAGAACAAAUAUCCGUUGCCUAGAAUCGAUGAUCUAAUGGAUCAGUUACAGGGAGCCGGUGUGUUUUCUAAGAUUGAUCUGCGAUCCGGAUAUCAUCAGAUAAGGGUUAGAGAUGAGGAUGUUCCAAAGACUGCUUUCAGGACGCGUUAUGAUCAUUAUGAAUAUACAGUAAUGUCUUUUGGGUUAACUAAUGCCCCGGCAGUAUUUAUGGAUUAUAUGAACAGGAUUUUCCGACCGUAUCUGGACAAGUUUGUCAUUGUCUUCAUUGAUGACAUUCUUGUUUAUUCUAAGUCUGAAGAGGAACAUGCUGAACACUUGCAAACUGUGCUGCAAAUUCUGAGAGACAGAAAGUUGUAUGCUAAGUUAUCUAAAUGUGAGUUCUGA